CUUACUCUUUGGUUAUUUACUCAAACUCAAAUGAGCUCUGAGCUCUGAGAUUUGUGUUGAAAAACAAAUUAACUAAAUUUUGAAAAGUAAAACUUCCUAUUAAUCUAUUUAUAAAUAGUGUGAACCAUGUGUAUUUUGGUAGAUACACUUCAUCACUACGCCGGUCGUAAUCCCAGGAAGUUCGUGAAGAUAUGUCAUCCGGUGGCUGUAAUCUUGGGACUGGCUACCGCUGUCCUUUUGUUCCUGGUGCAAAUGCUACAUGUGGCGCCACAGCUGCUAAGCGAUGUGUUAUGCAAACUGUACUGGAUGCUGGCCAUCUUCAUAAUGUACAAUAUCCUGGGGAACAUGUUGGCCUGCUACCGUGCCACAUCGUCGGUGGCUAGUCUGCCCGAAGAUAGGCAAGUGCCAGCAACGGAAGAGAAGCAUCUGUGGCACUAUUGUGAUUUGUGUCAAAAGAUGUCGCCUCCCAGAUCCUGGCAUUGCAAGCUGUGUGAAUGUUGCAUUUUAAAGAGGGACCAUCAUUGCAUUUUCACUGCCGGCUGCAUAGGACACAAUAAUCAUCGAUACUUCUUCUGGUUCACCUUCUAUACGGCAUUAGGAACUGGCCUAUGUCUCGUCAGCACCUUUAUAUUAUUAGUAAGGAAUCAUUUGGCUCUGCAACUCAUUAACUUCUCAACCUUCUUGGACACUUUACUGUUCACCAUUACGCUCUUUGCCUGGGUAGCCACUGUUGUCAUGUUGUCAUUCCAAAUACAUGUUGUCUACCUUAACAAUUCGUACUAUCAAAUACUCGAUCGGACCUACGAUCUGGGUAUCAGAUCGAACUGCAGAAUUAUAAUGGGUCAGAGAGGAUUGUGGACAUUUCUAUCGCCCACAAUAAAGAGUCCUUUGCCCCACGAUGGCACCCAAUGGAAAAGGAGGCAUAGUGAAUGAGUGGCUUUCUUAAAUCUAAAUUCGUAUUUGUGUGUGAAAUAAAUCCUUAACUUGUAGAACAAGA
This is a messenger RNA of Drosophila serrata, 997 nucleotides long. RefSeq lists its product as uncharacterized. The record is from RefSeq and is a predicted model, not a curated record. Lineage: Eukaryota; Metazoa; Arthropoda; Insecta; Diptera; Drosophilidae. Gene Ontology annotation, molecular function: palmitoyltransferase activity.